UCAGCUAAAGCCCAGUAGUACUAAUCUUUUUUUUAAUAAAUUUUUAAAUUAGAUAUUUUUUUUCUCUUUUUUUUUAUUUUUUAUAAAUUAAUAUGCUUUUUAGAUAAUUGUUUGACUGUUGGACAAUAAUUGUUUGCUUUUAGUGCCCCUGCGUGUGUUGCAAUAUGGAAAUUGGUAUAAAACAAUAUUCAAAACCUGGGUUUUUGCAAAAGAUGAUGCAAGGUAGAUGUUUUGAAGUUAGCAUGUUACAUGGUAUGUUAUUUUUUAAGGAAUAUGUGUCUCUAUCACUUGUCGAAAGGAAAAACGAAAGAAUUGAAAACUAAGCGACUAAAUAGUCGUUGGAAUCAUGUGAUUCAUUUUUGCUGACGUAGUGGAUUCAGUUCAUUAUGCCGAUUGUUUGCCUUACCUGAUGCGGUUGCUGUUUCAAAUUCUGUAUUUGCUGUGAAAGGACGAACAAUGUUAUGUUCAUUCUUACGUAGUAUGUAAUCUGUUUUCAUUUGUAGUUAGCGUUGAUUAAGUCAAGUCAUUCAAAAGGGUUUGUUUCAUGUAGAAUUGUUAUUUUCUUCUCGUUUCUGAGAUGUUUGUUUGCGGCUUUCUGCUUUUUGUGGGGGUUUUAGGUAUAUAAAUGCUGUAUUGCAUAUUCAAUGCUGCAUUUCAAAUGUGGCUUUACUUUGCAGGACAAAAUGAUAAACAAACGACCUUUUGAUGUUGAGGAUUCUUAUGAGGUUGCUUGUAAGCUCCCUAGACGAUUGGAACAUGCUAAUGAGCCUGCUCCAAUUGUGGAUACUUUUCCUUUGAGUAGCAGUCCCCAGAAAAUUCAAAUUUCAGAUGGUGAAGGUGACGGGAGUUUUAGUAAAUGUCCAGACGAAGGAAGGUCUGCAAGUGACUUGGGAACUGAAUCCUCAAAUGAGACCUACAAAGAACUUGAAACUGGUGCUUCUGGAAGCUCCUUCCGAUUUUGGUGGGCCAACAACAAUAUGUUUGAAGCUCAUGUAAGACCUGAGGCAGCAGGGCAUCUAUCAUUAUUCCCAGAAUUUUUUUCACCUGCAAACCAUUUGAGGGCUUUUCUUCAUUCUGAUAUGAUCUGCUCAUCUCCUGUUGAUUGUCCUCCUCAAAGGCUAGUUUCUAUCGGACCUCAGCAUCAAGCUUAUGUUCCAGAAUGGGGCCACGAGGGUUCACACUCUUCAAAUCAUCUGGAGAAAUUGGAUCCUCGGCACGAACUUUCAUAUGUUUCUGGCCAAGGCCUUGGUGUCAAUCAGGAGAAGCUGAUGGGUACCUUUAUCAUUUCUAUGCCUGAGCUGGAUACAUUUGAAAACCAUUUAUGUGAAGAUGUGAGAGCUAGAAACAACUGUAAGUGUGCUGAUGCAGGUUCUGUUAGAUGCGUGAGACUGCAUGUUAUGGAAGCAAGAGAGAAAUUAAGGGAAGACCUUGGACAUCACCUAUUUGAAGAGUUGGGCUUUUAUGAAAUGGGAGAGGAGGUUGCAGAGAAAUGGACUAAAGAGGAAGAGCGUGCCUUCCACGAUGCCAUCUUCUCUAACCCUGCAUCAUUGGGUAAGAACUUCUGGCACCACCUCUCAGUGGCUUUUCCUUUGCGACCGCACAAAGACCUUGUCAGCUAUUAUUUCAAUGUUUUCAUGCUCCAUAAGCGUGCUGAGCAGAAUAGGUUUGACCCUCUAAACAUUGAUAGCGACGAUGAUGAGUGGCAAAAGAGCGAACUUGGAGUGCUCAAUGAUGACAAGGACGCUUUGGUGGAAUCUCCUGUAAAUCUAGAUGCUCCUGCCUAUAACCAGGUAGAACAUUUAGGCUGUUUCAAUGAGCACAUUGAGGAUGCUGAUGACGUAGAUGGUUGUAAUGAUGGUGCCGAUGUGGUUGGUUGUGAUGGAAUUAAGGACGAGGAUGCAGGUGAUAUAGAUGAUGGCUCAGGAGCUCAUGUUGAGAAUCCCCCUGGUGAUAGUGGUGGUGCUACUGAAACUCGGCUUUUGGAUAAAACUCCUAGCAGUAACAAAGAGAACUAUGAUAUUCAGGAUGAUUCUUGCACAUCAUAUGAGUAUCAGCAAGACAGUUGAGUUAUAUGCUCCACUUACGGAGGUGAAAGAUUCAAGAAUUGCAGUGUAGAAUGACAACUCGUAUAUUUAAGUAUGCGAAGCAUCUUGACUGGCCUGCAUCAGCACAAUUAGAUGUUGAGAUGGCAAAGGUCGGAGGUGAACUACAGUACAACUAAUAGCUCCUCGCACUGUUGUUCGAUUCAAGCCAGCUUUGGGCUGUACAAACUCCUAAAGCCUUUUGUUCAUGAUUUUGAGAACCCUGAAGGAGGAGCUUCAAGUUGGUGAUCGAUUAUUAACUCUUCAAAGAUGAAAGUAGUUUUCCUUCGGUUUUUCAGUUCUUGGAAGAAGGCAGCUACAGAUACAGAUGUGGGUUUCUAGUACACGAUUGAUGUCCUCCGUCUGCUAGUCAAAGGGAUUACCGUGGCCGGGAAACUCCUUCCUUAAGUGAAUAGGGUAGAAUUUCAUUACCCAUGUUCUUCCGUGAGACCAAAAUCCUGUUUUUCCUUCUGAGGAUGAGUCCCGUGCGAACAGUAACACAAAAGGGAUCGUUUUCAUCGAAGAAAUUGAAUCAAAAGUUCGUUACCAAGAAUUCACACUGCAUCUUUUUGUUUUUGGUAGUGAGGUUAAUUCGUUUUAUUUUUUGUCUUCGUUUUCCCAGUGUUGUCACUCUUAUUUGAUACUAUUUCUCUCAAUCCUUUGGAAAUGAAUUUUUACAUGAAUUUAAAUACCUAUUCAAACUUC
Molecule: messenger RNA, 2786 nt
Organism: Malus domestica (apple)
Lineage: Eukaryota; Viridiplantae; Streptophyta; Magnoliopsida; Rosales; Rosaceae
Source: RefSeq, a predicted model, not a curated record